This is a messenger RNA of Trametes versicolor FP-101664 SS1, 1155 nucleotides long. Its product is annotated as S-adenosyl-L-methionine-dependent methyltransferase. The transcript has 12 exons. The coding region runs from base 15 to 1100 and encodes 361 amino acids. The record is from RefSeq and is a predicted model, not a curated record. Lineage: Eukaryota; Fungi; Basidiomycota; Agaricomycetes; Polyporales; Polyporaceae.
CCACCACCACCACCAUGUCACUUACUGACCGCGCCCUCGAAGUCGGCUACAAGCUCCUCGACAAGGGUGCUGUUCCAGACUUUAUACUCAGACCGGUCAUCCGUGCGCUGUGUCGGCAACGACUCAGAGAGAUAGACCUCGGCUCCUUCGAGGCCAACUAUGCAGCCAAGAUGAAGUGGAUAGAGGGCGUCCGCGCUAGAACCAAGAUUGCGGACCUGACGGAGAAGGCCAACGAGCAGCAUUAUGAGGUCUCUACCUUGUUCAUGCUCUCGUGCCUCGGCCCCUAUGCGAAGUACUCGUGCUGUCUGUAUCCCACCGGAAAGGAGACAUUGGAAGAGGCCGAGAUUUUGAUGCUCGAAAGCUACUGCGAGAAGGCGCAGUUGAGGGACGGACUAGAGAUACUCGACCUUGGCUGCGGGUGGGGCAGUUUAUCCCUAUAUUUGGCGCAGAAAUACCCAGGGUCGAAGAUUACUGGGCUAUCGAACUCAUCCACCCAAAAGACACACAUAGACAACGCUGCGAAGGCUCGUGGCCUCACGAAUUUGGAGAUCAUCACCGCCGAUGUUAACGUCCAUGACUUCCACGGCACACGGCACUUUGACCGCAUCUUGUCUAUCGAGAUGUUCGAACAUAUGAAGAACUACAAGCUUCUCAUGUCGAAGGUCUCAUCUUGGUUACGUCCGAACAGCCCCGACGAGUCCUUGUUCUUCGUGCACAUAUUCUGCCACAAGACGACGCCCUACCACUUCGAGGAAGGCGACGGCUGGAUGGCGCAGACGUUCUUCUCGGGCGGCACAAUGCCUUCACACGACCUGCUUCUGUACUUCCAAGACGACUUGACGCACAUCCGCAGCUGGUAUAUCAACGGGAAGCACUACGCACAGACCAGCGAGGACUGGCUCCGCCGGCAGGACGCAAACGCGAAAGCGGGGCUCGCGGAGCUCGAGAAGGAUGCCGUCUACAAGGGACUCGAUAAGGAGGAGGGCCGGAAGGCCUUCUACAGGUUCCGGGUCUUCUACCUCGCUGUGGCGGAGUUCUUCGCCCUCCACGAUGGGCAGGAGUGGGGGGUUGGGCACUACUUGUUCAAGCGCAAAUCAUGAUGCUCCGUCCAUGUAUCUUAGCUGCCAGUGGAUAUACUGAUGCGUUCGAUGUUCC